AUGAUUCUAUGCCACUUUAUAUUAUCAAACUUGCAAAAAUAUUUUGAUUUAUUCAAGGAGCUCGACGCAGAGCAUGUGCCGAUCUUCUUGGUUCGGUGCAUCCAGCAGUUGGAGGCUAUUUCAACACAGUCGCUAGAACGAUUGGAAAUGUCUACUGGGGAUUCGGCGAUGGUUAUCCCCGAGCUGAUUGACUUAAUUCGUGUAUACAAAAAGUCGCAUUCCUUAGCAGAGAUUGACAAAAUACGUCAGCAGUACGAUUCUCAACUGCCUCUUCCAGAUGCUGAGAAUAAAUGUGGUUCCUGUACCAGCCAGGUGAUGGAAUCUGAUCCCUGUCGCCUGUCUCAGAUGAUUAAGUGGUUUUUUAGAGAAUUGCCAGAUCCCGUGAUUCCAAGCCAUCUUUUUAGUGAUUUUGUCGCUUUCCUGGAAAAUUCAAAGACAGGUGAUUGUACAAUUGUUGUAAAUAUUGUUGAUGUUGAUGUUGAUGCGGAUUAA
Protopolystoma xenopodis is the source of this 492-nucleotide messenger RNA. Lineage: Eukaryota; Metazoa; Platyhelminthes; Monogenea; Polystomatidea; Polystomatidae. The record is from the annotation of a GenBank genome assembly.